Molecule: messenger RNA, 1400 nt
Organism: Echinops telfairi (small Madagascar hedgehog)
Lineage: Eukaryota; Metazoa; Chordata; Mammalia; Afrosoricida; Tenrecidae
Gene: KCNJ13
Product: potassium inwardly rectifying channel subfamily J member 13
Exons: 3
Coding region: 117-1199 (360 amino acids)
Biological process (GO): regulation of monoatomic ion transmembrane transport; potassium ion import across plasma membrane
Cellular component (GO): plasma membrane
Molecular function (GO): inward rectifier potassium channel activity
Source: RefSeq, a predicted model, not a curated record
CAAAGCACUGGGAGAUUAGAGUUACCUGAGCAAAAAGACAUCCUGGGCCGGUUUCCUCAAGACCUACCUUUGCACUCAGGCUCACCCAUCAAAAGAACUGAGAAGUCCAGCCUAAGAUGGAUGGCAGUAAUUGCAAAGCUAUUGCCCCUCUCCUCACUCAGAGAUACCGGAGGAUGGUCACCAAGGAUGGCCACAGCACCCUUCAAAUGGAUGGCGCCCAAAGAGGCCUGGCCUAUCUUCGAGAUGCUUGGGGGAUCCUGAUGGACAUGCGUUGGCGCUGGAUGAUGUUGGUCUUUUCUGCCUCUUUUGUUGUCCACUGGCUUGUCUUUGCAGUGCUCUGGUACAUCCUAGCUGAGAUGAACGGGGACCUGGAGCUGGAUCAUGACGCCCCACCUGAAAACCACACUAUCUGUGUCAAGUAUAUCACCAGCUUCACGGCGGCCUUCUCCUUCUCCCUGGAGACACAACUCACAAUUGGUUAUGGCACCAUGUUCCCCAGUGGUGACUGCCCAAGCGCAAUCGCCCUACUGGCCAUACAAAUGCUCCUAGGCCUCAUGCUGGAGGCAUUUAUCACAGGUGCUUUUGUGGCGAAGAUUGCCCGACCGAAAAAUCGAGCCUUCUCAAUUCGCUUUACUGACUUAGCAGUAGUAGCUCACAUAGAUGGCAAGCCCAAUCUGAUUUUCCAAGUGGCCAACAUUCGACCUAGCCCUCUCACCAGCGUGCGGGUCUCCGCUGUCCUCUACCAGGAACGAGACAAUGGAGACCUCUACCAGACCAGUGUGGAUUUCCACCUCGACGGCAUCAGCUCCGAGGAAUGUCCCUUCUUCAUUUUUCCUCUCGCCUACCAUCACUCCAUCACGCCAUCCAGCCCUCUGGCCACACUGCUCCAGCAUGAGAACCCUCCCCACUUUGAGCUGGUUGUCUUCCUUUCGGCAAUGCAGGAAGGCACAGGUGAAACCUGCCAGCGGAGGACAUCCUACCUGCCCUCAGAGAUCUUGUUACACCACUGUUUCGCAUCUCUGUUGACCCGAGGUUCCAAAGGUGAAUAUCAAAUCAAGAUGGAGAAUUUUGACAAGACAAUCCCUCAACUUCCAACUCCUCUGGUCUCUAAGAGCCCAAACAGGACUGACCUGGACAUCCAUAUCAAUGGACAAAACAUUGACAAUUUUCAGAUCUCUGAAACAGGGCUGACAGAGUAAGACUUGCCCAGAACACCCUUCUUUUGUACUGUAUUAAACAUACCCUGCUAGUUAUACAGCUACCUUUGCUUCAUCAUAGCUUUUCCCCUCAACUCUGAUUCCAUCUCUCUGAUGACAGCACGAUAAUCAUGUCUGUGCCCACACAAAAAAAGGCUAAGCUAACUAUACCCAUUCUGGAAGUGUAAAAUCUUAUUUUACGAA